AGCAGCUGAUGCUUUAUAAUGAGAUGCUGCUCCUCUCGCUCACUGUGUUUCUCUCCCCUCACAGACGGACUUGAAAUGAAGUGCAUUCUGGGUCUUGUGGUCCUGGUGGCUGUGUCGGCUUGGGCCGAGGAGGAGGCUUUAACGGCUUCAGAGCGGAUUGAGAGAGCGAACAGGGAUGUUGUCCGUUCUCCUGAUGAGCCCUACGUGGAGGAUGAUAUCGCCUACGAGUCUGAGGCUGAGAGAAAUGCUGAUCCCUGCACGGCUCACGGCUGCAUGUGGCCCAAGUCCGCCGAUGGGAGGGUCUACGUGCCCUACGUCAUUUCCAGGGUCUACACCACUCGUGAGGUGGCGAUCAUCGAGCGUGGCCUUAAGUCCUUCCAUGACGUCUCUUGCAUCCGUUUUGUCGGACGCUCCAACCAGAGAGCCUACCUGAACAUCCGGUCCCUUAACGGGUGCUACUCCUUCAUCGGCCGUCAUGAAAACGGGCAGGAUCUGUCUCUGCAGAGUUCAGGCUGCGUUUACCACCACACGGUCCAGCACGAGGUUCUCCACGCGCUGGGCUUCCACCAUGAGCAGAAACGUUCUGACCGCGACCAGUACAUCCGCGUUGUGCUGGAGAACGUCAUCUCUGGAAUGGAGCACAACUUUGACAAGAUCCAUACUUUGAACCAGGAAACCACCUACGACUACGGCUCUGUUAUGCAUUACCACAGGUACGCCUUCUCCAAGAACAACCAGCCCACCAUGGUGGCUAUUCCUGACCCUAAUGUCCACUUUGGCGCGGCCGAAGAGAUGAGCCGGAAGGACAUCAUCAGGCUCAACAGGCUGUACAAGUGCUGAACAGGUCGACCAGGAGAAUGCACAGAAUAUCAUCAUCAUCAUCGUUGUCGUCUUCAUUUUGUUCAAGAAACAGUGAAUAUUAAUUUUGUAACUGUCAUCAAUAAAUUAGCAUUUAAACACA
This is a messenger RNA of Seriola dumerili (greater amberjack), 961 nucleotides long. RefSeq names its product low choriolytic enzyme-like. The transcript has 9 exons. Gene Ontology annotation, molecular function: metalloendopeptidase activity; zinc ion binding. The record is from RefSeq and is a predicted model, not a curated record. Lineage: Eukaryota; Metazoa; Chordata; Actinopteri; Carangiformes; Carangidae. Gene Ontology annotation, biological process: proteolysis. The coding region runs from base 19 to 840 and encodes 273 amino acids.